Messenger RNA from Myodes glareolus (Bank vole), 4328 nucleotides. It is a transcript of the gene Klhl34, whose product is annotated as kelch like family member 34. The record is from RefSeq and is a predicted model, not a curated record. Gene Ontology annotation, molecular function: protein binding. NCBI's taxonomy places the organism in Eukaryota, Metazoa, Chordata, Mammalia, Rodentia, Cricetidae.
UGUUAUGUGCAGCGCGCAAUCACGCUCCCAACCCUCUACGCUGACCUGCGCUCCCCCCAGUGCCACAGGCUUUGAUUUGAUCCUCCUCUCGGAACAAGCUCACCCCCAGCCCCCUAGCCAGUUGUCUUCGGACUGCACGGGUGUCCACAGAACAGGUCCUUCUGCUCCAUGGCCGGGAAUUCAGAGCCAUCAUCCUGCACUCCCGGGGCACCCACAAUAGGGCCAUAUCCACGCAUUUGCCCUGUUGGAGAACAGGUACUCUCUCUGGUGCACUGUCAGAUCGACCUCUUCAGGUGAUGGUGCGCGGCCACCGCCCGCCGCCCCUGGCGUGCAUGUGUGGGCUCCCCAAAUUGUGCCGGGGAGGGGGCUUUAGGCAACGCGCUGCCAUGCAGCAGCAGCAGCUGAAUGCAAGCCUAGCAAUACCGAGACGGCUCUGAAAUUCACAACUUCUGCUACUAGAGACUUCUGGAAAUUCUCUCUAGAUCAUUCGUUGUUUGAGACGGGCACAGAACAACUGCCAGAUCUGGAUGAAGAAACCCUACAUUUUAAGCAGAGCAGGCAAAAAUCGGCCUUUGCUAGGGGGCUCUGCUGCUGGACAGCGGGAGGGGGGGUGUCGGUGCUGCAGGAUGCCUCCAGCCGCGCCGGGCUGGCUCCAUUCCAGCUUCCCGCCUUGGGCAUCAUGAGUUACUUCCUGUCUUACUGCAAAGCUCACGGCAGCUCUCUUCUCACGGGCUACCAGGCCCUACGUGCUGAAGGCUUCUUGUGCGACGUGAUACUGGAGGUCGGGGGCAGUGAGUUCCCAGCGCACAGGUCACUUCUGGCAUGCUCCAGCGACUACUUCAGGGCCCUGUUCAAGAGUCACACUCAGGAAUCACAGGCUCAUGUAAUUCACCUGCACGUGCCAUCAGCGACCGGCCUGCAGCGUCUGCUGGACUUUAUCUACACUGCCUGGCUGCCCCUCUCCAUGGACACCGUGGAGGACACUCUGGAGGCUGCCAGCUACCUGCAAGUCACGGAGGCCUUGGGGCUGUGUGGCCACUACCUGGAACGUCAGCUUGCCCCAGAGAAUUGCUGCUUCACUGCCAAUGUGGCUGCUCGCUUUGGCCUGGCUCACACCCUUGGUGCAGCUGAGCGCUGUAUUGUGCGCCACCUGCGGGAGCUGCUACUGAUGGGCGCUGGCCCCUCGGGACUGCUGGAACUCAACCCUAUAUCGAUGAAAGUUGUGCUGGGUGCCCCUGAUGUGGCACGGGUGGCUGAGACGCAGCUGCUGGGCCUGGCACUAGCCUGGCUGAGGCAGGAGCCUGCGACCCAGCGCCUGGCACACAGUUCAACACUGCUUGGAUGUAUCCGCUUUGGCUUGGUGCCUGCGGGCGUGUUGAGGCGCGUGUACUCAGGCUCUGGUCUUACUUUACCUACUCGGAUCAAGGGCCUCAUCAUCCAGGCCCUCAAUUACCACACAGCACCUUCUCGCCAGCCGCUCCUGCAGGGAGAACAGACUAGUAUCCGGAGUCCCCAGACACGCAUCUUACUGGUUGGUGGUCUUAGAGCGAGGGAGACUGUUACUGAAGAAAUUGUGGUCCUACCAGAGGUAGUUAGGAAUCGACACCCUGCACCUGAACCGGAGGAAGAGGAGGAAGAGGAGGAAGAAGAGAUGAAGGAGGAGGAGUGGGAGCUCACCCAGGAUGUGGUGUCCUUUGACGUGUACAACCACAGCUGGCGCAGCCUGACGCGGCUGCCGGCACCGCUGCUAGGCCACAGUGUAUGUGCCAUGGGCAACUUCCUAUUUGUCCUCGGAGGGGAGAGCCUUUCUGGUAGUCCACCUAGCUCCCUGGCAGAUGGCCCAAGGUUUGUCACAGCCUCAGUGCAUCGUUAUGACCCGCGCUUCCACACUUGGACAGAGGUGCCCGCCAUGCGAGAAGCACGGGCCUAUUUCUGGUGUGGAGUGGUAGGUGACAAUCUCCUGGCUGUUGGGGGUUUGGGCUCCUGUGGCGAAGCACUGGCCUCAGUGGAGAUGUACGAUCUGCGCAGGGACCGCUGGGUGGCAGCUGGGGAGCUGCCGCGGGCACUGCACGGUCACGCAGGUGCCGUUGGAGACCACGGUGUCGUGUACAUCUCUGGGGGCAAGGCUGGGAGAGGUGAAGGAGGCACAAGUAGCCUCCGGGAUAUGUAUUCCCUUAGCCCCGGAGAAAGGGCAUGGAGGAAGAGGGCACCCAUGGGCACAGCUCGCUAUGGGCAUUACCUUGCGGUGUUGAGAGGCGCAGUGUUUGCCUUUUUGGGAAGAUACGAGCCCUUCUCUGAGAUUGAACGCUAUGACCCCAACACAGACCAGUGGACUCGGUUGCGGUCACUACCCUACGAUCGUUUCUGCUAUGGACUUGCUGUGGUAGAAGAGACUGUGCUGCUACUGGGCGGUCUCAAGUGGCGGGAUUCACGCCAGGUGCCAACCCGUAACGUUGUGGGCUAUGACCUUGACCUGGACCGUUGGGAAGACAUAGGCUGUGUAUUGCCCUGGGCUUGGAGUGGCCUUCGGUGUGCAGUGCUGCAGCUGGCGGAGUGUGGGGAGGAGACAAGGGAGGGAGAGCCUGGGGAGGCACUAGAUUUAGUGUUGGGUUGAACAGGUGAUUCCAGUCCUCAGAGGACCCAAGAGAAAGCUGUCCUUGACCUUGCCAGCAGAGAAGAGUCCCCCCCCCCAAGAUUGGGACUCUGAUAGAGCAGUUCUGAAGGGUAAGGAGGCAAACGUGACUUUAGCCAAAGAAUAACUAUCCCCUUCAACUGGAAAUGGUGGUCAGGAAUGGUCAAACGCAAUAUGAAUCAGCUGUAGUUAAAUGAAGAGUUUUCAGACAAACUCACCCUGUGCUAAAGGUGGACUUUUGCAAGUAAAAUAGAACCUUAUCUCCCUCCCUAAACUGUUUUCCAGGUGCCUGUGAUUACUUUCAUGUCUCCCUUCUAAAAAUGUACAAUUAGUUACAUGCAAACCACAGAAAAUUGUUGCUUGUAACAGGUGUAAUAGUCCCACAAGACAGUAUUACCUGAUGGAAUUGUGAAUGUGUACGCGCGUGCCCGGCUUACACAGCACGGAACGGUUGUACAGAGGAGACUGACUUUUACAGUCAGGGCCACGGGUAGAGCUCUGCUCCAACAGUUUCAUAUCGAUAUGGAACUGAGAAGGAGAAAAAAUCUCAGAAAAAGCAUUUCUUUGAGAAAGUACUCUUGGUUAAUUUUUUCCUGUUCCUUUUCCAUCUGCUUUUACACGGGCUGGAGGCAGCUUAUUAGUUUAGACAUAGUUCAGCAACCCUUAACCACAAAAUGCUGCAUUUGUAAGAUGAAAAUUAGCUGAUUUUUGGUGGCUUACUCCCUCCAGUCCCUGAAGGCUCACAGAAAAAAAUGAGUAGGUGAAGUCUACAUGGUUAUGUCAGGCCAGUGGAAAGACAGCUUAGCUGGGGUUUUCAAGGUCUCAUAGGAGACCUUGGUAAGCUGUGAACAGGUGUUACUUCUGGCUUGGGCUGUCAGUGAGGUGGCAAAGUGAGAACUUGUAAGUGGGGCGGUGGUAGUGAGGGUGGCUGUGUGAUUAUGUCACCGAGGACUGCGGUAAGCCCUCUGUAUGAAUAAAGUCGGUGCUUUAUAAGGAUUUAUUAGGGGCUGAAUUUCUUUGACUUCAGUUUACAGUACUGCCUCUCCCCUAGACCCGAAACUAAGGCAAGGAAAUGUACAGAUAUAUAGUGUUAAAAGGUCUCUUUCAUGCUAGGCUAGCCAUGAGUCUAGUGAAAUUCAUUAGUUUAAGUUUUACCAGUAAAGCAACAGCUGACUUUACAAAAGCAGAAGCUGCUUACUAGUAACAGAGCUCCUUUCCCACCAGCUGCUUGUGGUUCGCAGGCCUUUGUCCACUGUAUAUGACACAUCCAUCAUGUACAGAUAUUUUUAAGUGAAGAUACACAUUGGUCUAGUAAACAUCAAUAUGCCUAAACAACUGUAACAAGCACACUUCUUUUUAGGACAAGAGGGAUUUUUUUGUUUGUUUUUUCUCUCUCGCUCUUUCUCUCUUUUACAUACACAAAAUCCCACAAAUUUAAUGUGUGUCAAUAACCAUGCAGUAAAUAAAUGUUUUUACAAAUAGGGUUUUUUUAAAUGAUAAAAAUAUUACACUGGACUCAAAAUUCCAUACAAACAUUAAUGCGUGGUUUCUCAUCCAUUUUGAGUAAAUAUAGGAUUACUGAAAGUGUGCUGUAGAAAGGCCACUCUCCUGUACAGUUGUGCAAAGUCUGCAAAACGAUAGUGAUUUAAUGUGAUUUCAAAAGCAAAGAAAAAGAUUCCGCUGUGAAGCUUUUACU